This is a messenger RNA of Nicotiana tabacum (common tobacco), 1467 nucleotides long. NCBI's taxonomy places the organism in Eukaryota, Viridiplantae, Streptophyta, Magnoliopsida, Solanales, Solanaceae. The record is from RefSeq and is a predicted model, not a curated record.
AUGAAAAGAGAAAAGCUUGACAAACAGUUUUCAAAGUUUCUAGAUAUUUUGAAGCAACUUUACAUUAACAUACCUUUCACAGAUGCUUUAACACAAAUGCCUUCAUAUGCUAAAUUUCUUAAAGAAAUUCUGUCAAGUAAAAGAAAAUGGGUAGAAGUUUUAGUGGUUAAGCUUACGGAAAAAAAAAAGAAAUUAGAACUUGGUAAAAUGAAAGAUGCUGAUGUGUCUCUUCAAUUAGCUGAUCAAAGUAGACCAUUUCUCACAACAGGAAGGGCAAUUAUUGAUGUCCAUAAAGGACAAUUAAUAUUGCGAGUUGAUGAGGAAAGAGUAAUUUUUGACAUGCAGAAAAUGAUGAAAUUUCCUGGGGAUGAGUCAUCAUCAUCUUGUUUUCAAAUUGACUUACUAGAUGACCUUAUAGAUAAAUACAAAGAUAAUCAAUUAAUUACUAAUUCAUUGGAGAGAUGUUUGGCUAGGUCAGAACAGGAAAGCAAACUGAUUGGAGUCCUGAGAAAACACAAAAGAGCCUUAGGGUGGACUAUAGCUGAUAUCAAAGGAAUCAGUCCAGCUAUUUAUAUGACUGAAAAGUUUCUUGAAAUAUUUAUGGAUGAUUUCAUAAUUAUUGAGGAAAUUGUUUUAGUACAUAAAAUUUCUGCUAAAGGGAUAGAAGUUGAUAAGGCUAAAAUUGAUCUUAUAGCAGGAUUACCCCCUCCUACCACUGUUAAAGGCAUUAGAAGUUUCUUAGGGCAUGCAGGUUUUUAUAGAAGAAAAGCAUUUAAGAUUCUCAAGGAACAUUUGACUAAUUCUCCAAUUGUUGUUUCUCCUUAUUGGAGCAAAUCAUUUGAAAUAAUGUGUGAUUCAAGUGAUAUAGCAGUUGGAGCGAUAUUGGGACAAAAGAGAGACAAGAUUUUUAGGCAUAUUUACUAUGCCAGUAGAACCCUCAAUAAAGCUCAAAAGAAUUAUGCUAUAACUGAGAAGGAACUACUAGCAGUAGUAUUUGCGUUUGACAAAUUUCAUUCCUAUUUGAUAGGAACAAAGGUUACAAUUUAUACUGAUCAUGCAGCUUUAAAGUACCUUUUAGCAAAGAAAGAUGCUAGACCCAGAUUGCUAAGAUGGAUACUCCCUUUACAAGAAUUCAAUCUUAAAAGAAAAGAUCGAAAAGGUUCUGAAAAUCAGGUAGCUGAUCAUUUGUCUCGUUUGGAAAAUCCUCUAACUGAGAUAGAAGAUAUCAAAGAGGGAUUUCUCGAUAAACAUAUAUUUUCAGUCACAACCGUUAUAAAUCGACCACCUUGGAGAUGUGUACUAGAGACAGAAAUGAACAACAUCUUAAGUAACUGCCAUGAUGGGGCUGCAGGAGGACACUAUGGAGGAAGAAAGACAGCAGCUAAAGUACUUGAAGUUGGAUUUUUCUGGCCUACUCUAUUUAAAGAUGCAAAGAAUUAUGUCACCACUUGCGAUAAAUGCCAUUGA